AUGACGGUGAAAGAAGUAUCCGAAAAGCUGCGUCGCUUGAUUAACGAGAAAUAUACAAUUGACCAAGUGGGUAAGGUACUAUCGGCCGCCGAUCAAAACCACGAUGGUUAUAUUGAUCAGAAAGAAAAUUUUGCCCAAGUUAUGCGUGAACUUGGCAUUCAACUCACCGAUCGCGAAACACGUAGUGCGGCAAAAGCACUCGGAGCAACAGAGCAAGGAAUUCGUAUUGAUACUUUCUUGGCAUUCUUCAGCCCUGCAAUUCCUAAAGAAAGAAUGAAAUUUAUACAAGACGCCUACAAAAAACUUGAUACCGAUGGUGAUGAUGUUGUAGAUAUUGACGAGCUCGUUACUCGCUUCGGAGAUGGAGACUUUGUUAAUUUCUUCGGCAGAAGAAUGACAAAAGAAAUGUUUAAAUCACACAUGAUGAAAUGCUUUGAUGCUGAUAGAGAUGGAAAGUUCCAACUUUCUGGAUUUAGUACAUAUUUCCAAGAAUAUAGCCAAUAUAUUAAGUCUGAUGAAGAAUGGGCAAAUGUUAUGAAUGGAAUGUGGGGAUUAGCCCAGUAA
Molecule: messenger RNA, 564 nt
Organism: Trichomonas vaginalis G3
Lineage: Eukaryota; Parabasalia; Trichomonadida; Trichomonadidae
Product: calcyphosin family
Exons: 1
Coding region: 1-564 (187 amino acids)
Molecular function (GO): calcium ion binding
Source: RefSeq, a predicted model, not a curated record